UGUACUAGCUCAGUUUGCACGCCGCAGCUCAGAGCGCGGCCGCGCGCCGCCGACCGAUGCUCAACCGUCAAAUCAGUGCUCUAACGAAAACUAAACGAGCGUCCUAUAGUGAGUGCAUUCCAUUAUCAAAUCAAGAUGAGGCGCAACGUGAAAAUUAUGUUCCUCGUAGGAACUGCCUGGAUGUUUUUCCUUUUUUACUACAUGCAGUCUGAUGCUCCACAGUCUAAGGAAGAAAACAUAGCCCUACGGCUAAUAAAACAAACGAACAUCGAAGAAACAGAGAGCAGUCCAUCAGUUGACGAGCCGUACACCAGCACAGGGCGGUACUUCGACGAGGGGGGGUAUGUGGCGGGGGGCUCCAAGGACUCCGACCCGUACGUGAGGAACCGCUUCAACCAGGCCGCCUCCGAUGCCCUGCCCAGCAAUAGGGCCGUGCCUGAUACGCGAAAUGCUAUGUGCCGGCUAAAGAAAUACGACGAGGAUCUCCCUCAGACCAGCGUCAUCAUCACCUUCCACAAUGAAGCUCGGUCGACGCUUCUGCGUACCAUCGUCAGUGUCCUAAAUAGAAGUCCGGAACAUCUCAUCAAAGAAAUAAUUCUAGUCGAUGACUUCAGUGAUAAUGCGGAAGACGGUGCAGCGCUGCGUGCUAUCCGCAAGGUGCGCGUGAUUCGCAACAGCAAGCGCGAGGGGCUGAUGCGGUCGCGCGUGCGCGGCGCCGACGCGGCCACCGCGCCCGUGCUCACCUUCCUCGACUCGCACGUCGAGUGCAACGCGCACUGGCUCGAGCCGUUGCUGCAGAGGAUCAAGGAGGACCCGACUCGCGUGGUGUGUCCCGUGAUCGACGUGAUCAGCAUGGACAGCUUCCAGUACAUCGGCGCCUCGGCCGACCUGCGGGGCGGGUUCGACUGGAACCUGGUCUUCAAGUGGGAGUACCUAUCUCAUUCGGAGCGUAGCGCGCGCCUCAGCGACCCCACGCAGGUGAUCCGCACGCCCAUGAUCGCUGGCGGUCUCUUCAGCAUGGACCGCAAGUACUUCAACAAGCUGGGCAAGUACGACAUGAAGAUGGACGUGUGGGGCGGCGAGAAUUUGGAAAUAUCAUUCAGAGUGUGGCAAUGCGGCGGUUCCCUGGAGAUAGUUCCCUGCUCCCGCGUGGGCCACGUGUUCCGUAAACGGCACCCGUACACCUUCCCCGGUGGCUCCGGGGCCGUGUUUGCGAGGAACACCCGCCGCGCCGCCGAGGUGUGGAUGGACAACUACAAGGAACUGUACUACAGGUCGCAGCCGCUGGCCAAGCAAGUUGACUAUGGAGACAUCUCGGAGCGCGUGGGGCUGCGCACGCGGCUGCACUGCAAGCCGUUCCGCUGGUAUCUGGAGCACGUGUACCCCGAGCUGCAGGUGCCCGCGCUCGCCGACGCGCCGCGCGCCGUGCGCCAGGGCGCGCGCUGCCUCGACACCAUGGGCCAUCUCAUCGACGGCACGUUAGGAAUGUAUCCUUGUCACAAUACGGGCGGCAACCAGGAGUGGCGUUUCGAGAACGGCCUCCUGCGGCACCACAGCCUGUGCUUGUCGCUAUCCCGCGAGGACCGCGUCACGGCCGUGCUGGCCGCCUGCGACCCUUCAGACUUCGCGCAGCUGUGGAGGAGGAAGGGCGCGCUCAUCACGCACGCCAAGCUCGACGCCUGCUUGGACUCUGACCGACCCGCACUCUAUUUAGAAAAGUGCAACGAGGACAAACCCAGUCAACAGUUUACGUUUUAAAUGAAAGACUAGUUCGAUAUCCCUGUUAUACCGAAGCAAAAUAUGUUUAAC
Cydia amplana is the source of this 1809-nucleotide messenger RNA. Its product is annotated as polypeptide N-acetylgalactosaminyltransferase 2-like. The transcript has 10 exons. The record is from RefSeq and is a predicted model, not a curated record. Gene Ontology annotation, molecular function: polypeptide N-acetylgalactosaminyltransferase activity. Gene Ontology annotation, cellular component: Golgi apparatus. The coding region runs from base 136 to 1758 and encodes 540 amino acids. Lineage: Eukaryota; Metazoa; Arthropoda; Insecta; Lepidoptera; Tortricidae. Gene Ontology annotation, biological process: protein O-linked glycosylation.